AUGGCAUCCUUCGCCGGUAAAGUCGUAGCCAUCACUGGCGGUGCCAGUGGUAUGGGCCUUGCAAUCGCCAGAACGCUUCAUGACAGAGGCGCGAAGCUCAGCAUUGCAGACUGCAAUGCAGAGAAUCUGGCUGCGGCUACAGCUGCCAUCAGUUCUGACACCAGCAAGGUUAUGACCUACGAGCUCGAUGUCAGAAAUCUAACACAAGUUCGAGACUGGCUCGUCCAAACCAAAGAGAAAUUCGGACGUCUCGAUGGUGCUGUGAACUUUGCCGGCGUCAUCAGUCACACUAUGGGAUCGCUGGUGGAGGAUCAGGACGAGGAAGACUGGGAGAGGAUCAUCGGGGUAGACUUGACUGGAAUGAUGCAUUGCAUCAAAGAAGAGGUGAAGUUGAUGGAGAAAGGGGGAUCCAUCGUUAAUGCUGCGAGCCUUGCUGGCAUCAAAGCAUUGCCUGGAUCCGGAGCUUAUGGCGUAUCGAAACAUGGCGUGGUCGGCUUGACCAGGGUUGUGGCGACUGACUACGGACCGAAAGGCAUUCGUUGCAACGCAGUCGCCCCAGGCUGCAUCGACACACCAAUGUUCCGUGUCGUGAACGAGGGUAAGGGAGAGCAACUCGCAAAGCGCAUUGCUGCUUUACCGAUCGCCCGCAAAGCAGAAGCUGAAGAAGUCGGGGAAGUCGUCCUCUUCUUGCUUAGUGAUGCGGCGAGCUACAUCACUGGACAAACAAUCAGUGUCGACGGAGGCUGGAACGUGUAG
Messenger RNA from Fulvia fulva, 756 nucleotides. RefSeq names its product Short-chain dehydrogenase/reductase aba4. The transcript has 3 exons. Gene Ontology annotation, molecular function: oxidoreductase activity. The record is from RefSeq and is a predicted model, not a curated record. The coding region runs from base 1 to 756 and encodes 251 amino acids. NCBI's taxonomy places the organism in Eukaryota, Fungi, Ascomycota, Dothideomycetes, Mycosphaerellales, Mycosphaerellaceae.